AUGGCUGAAAAGAUCAAAGAUGAAAAACAUAUUAUGCUUUCAUAUCAGUGGAACACACAAAAACUUGUGUGUGAUGUGUACCAGUAUUUGAAAGAUAAUGGCAUUCGAGUAUGGAUGGAUACUAAGGGUGGUAUGAAAAAAUGCUUAAGUUCAAGUAUGGCCGAAGGCGUGGAAAAUGCAUCAGCAAUUGUCUGUUUUCCGACAAAAGAAUAUCAGCAAUCGGAAAAUUGUAAAAAGGAAUUAACUUAUGCUUCACAGAGAGGUGUCCCAAUUAUACCCUGUAUGACGAUCGCCGGCUGGAAGCCUUCGGCUUGGCUGGGAUUCAGUAUCACAGAUCUAUUAUAUCUUGAUUUUAAAAAUAUUACAGAACAAAAUUUUAAUAUCAAAUGUCAAGUAUUAAUUGAAAAAAUUAAGCAGACAGUUGGCACAGAGUGUUUUGAAACCGAUGUACAACAGAGUUUGAGUGCUACCGAGGCACAACCGCAUGAAUCAAAAGCAGAAUUAGAAUUAGAAUUAAAGUCAGAAUCAGAAGAUGAAGACGAAAUUGUAAAUACUGAUUUUAGUUCAAAAAUCCCGGAACCUCAACGACAAGGACCCGAACUAGUUGCAGCAGAGCAAGCAAAGACAACAAAACAUGUUUGCCAAGGAGAUUCUGUGAUACGUUUAUUAACUUUGGGAAAUACUUUGAAAAUGGAAGCAAAUCAAGAUGUAAGGACAAAAGGGGGUGCAUUCAUCAAUUAUUUUUUCAUUCCAAAAAUACUAAUUCAAAAUACUGGCAAAGAAUCUGUUUCAAUUAUCGAAUUCACCGCUGAAUAUGAAAAUCAUGAGGGUAUAUGGUGCGAAUGUAUAACAGUUAACAUCGGCCCACCAUCUAGUAAUGGCGAAUAUCAUUGGUUAACUGACAGUGUGGUUAAUUUAGAACCAACAAAACUAGUUACGUUUGCCCUUGGAGUUCAAAUCAAAAUUCAAGGCAGACCCGGGCGUGAUAACGAACGACGAGCUCGCGCGCAUAAAAGUUUACCGCAGCCACUGAAAAUUCGAGUUUAUGCUCACGAUACAGAUGGAAAAUCAUGUAGUCUCAUCGUGGAACAGGCCAACACUCCUCUACAGUUACCGACAAAAGAAUUUCUCAUGAAAAAGUGUUCAGUAACAAAUAUUAUUAGCUACGUUUACGUUGAUGACUGUGAAGAGGAUAGUCGGCGUUCCGUGCUUGUCUAUUUGGAUGAUAAAUCAAUAUUAAAUUUUUCAUUUGGUGACUGUUUCAUUGGUUUGACGAGAGAAUAUUUGUAUAAAGACACAGUCAAAAAAUUACAAAAGCAAGCAAAAACGAAUGGUAAAACUGAAAUAGUUAUGGAUGAAUGGAGUAGAUAUGGUCAAUAUACGGCGUUAUUUGAUCCGAUUACAUUCAUUCUAUACGCUGUUAGAAUAGAAUUAGUCUCGAGUACAUCAAAAACUGAAACAACAAUAUUACUUCCACUAAAUCAAAUGAAAUAA
This is a messenger RNA of Didymodactylos carnosus, 1494 nucleotides long. The record is from the annotation of a GenBank genome assembly. Lineage: Eukaryota; Metazoa; Rotifera; Eurotatoria; Philodinida; Philodinidae.